Molecule: messenger RNA, 1694 nt
Organism: Puccinia graminis f. sp. tritici CRL 75-36-700-3
Lineage: Eukaryota; Fungi; Basidiomycota; Pucciniomycetes; Pucciniales; Pucciniaceae
Product: D-lactate dehydrogenase (cytochrome)
Exons: 8
Coding region: 49-1245 (398 amino acids)
Cellular component (GO): mitochondrion
Molecular function (GO): catalytic activity; FAD binding
Source: RefSeq, a predicted model, not a curated record
CGGAGGUUGUCUUCAAGCAGCACCAAACAUAACAUUUCCCGGACGACGAUGGUUGCUGUAGGAUUCUCAUCGGCGACAUUUUCGAGACGAUUGCUAGCCCAGACCGGACCGAGGGGGUGGAGCUGCUUCCAGGCCCCAGGAAGAAGGACACUAGUCGGCUCGGCGCCACGUCUCGGAGGUCAUCGGAGCUUGGCCCGCCCCGACCAUAAAACUCUGGCCUUGGACGACCUCAACCAGUUCCGAAACAUCCUCGGUUCCCGACCGGGAGCCGUGCUCAGCUCAUUAGAAAACGAUGAGCUUCGGACUGACCCCUCCGAUCUCGAGGCUUUCAAUGUGGACUGGAUGGGCAAAUAUCGCGGACAUUCCAAGGUCGUUUUGAAGCCCAAGAGCACCGAAGAAGUCAGCCGGAUAGUCUCGUAUUGUGUCAAGAAUCGGCUCGCGAUUUGUCCGCAAGGUGGGAACACUGGGUUGGUCGGUGGCUCUGUGCCCGUCUUUGAUGAGAUCAUCCUCAACUUGAGCGGCCUCAACAAGAUCAGAAACUUUGAUCAAACCAGUGGAAUCAUUAGCGUGGAUGCUGGUUGUAUAUUACAGACAGUCGACGAUUUUUUGAAGGAGAAAGGGUUCAUAUUUCCAUUAGACUUAGGCGCCAAAGGAUCUUGUCAGGUUGGAGGGAACAUUGCUACCAAUGCCGGAGGAUUGAGGUUGCUUCGAUACGGAUCUUUGCAUGGUUCGGUGCUCGGUUUGGAAGUCGUUUUGCCUGAUCAAGAGGGUACGAUCCUGAGCAGCGGGAUGAAGACUGGGUUACGGAAGGACAACACAGGCUAUGACCUCAAGCAACUUUUCAUCGGUUCCGAGGGCACCCUUGGGGUGAUUACCGGGGCCACCAUCCUCACUCCGUCCCAAACACGGGCGCGAUUCAUCGAACAUGGGUUGUUGGCCCCCGAUGGCUCUGAGGGCGACUUGUUGAGAGGCGUGGUUGGGUACGGUCAUAUUGGAGAUGGCAAUUUGCAUUUGAAUGUGAUCGCCAAAAAAUGGGAUCCAAGGAUUGAAGAAGUCUUAGAACCAUGGAUAUACGAGAAGAUCUCGAGCCACAACGGCUCUAUCUCAGCCGAACAUGGCUUAGGUCUCAUGAAAUCUCCUUACCUCCACUACUCGCAACCGCCUUCAAAUAUCUCGCUCAUGAAGUCUAUCAAACACUUGUUCGACCCUUUGAAUAUCCUCAAUCCUUCUAAAUUCCUUCCUUAACCUUCCUCUUCUUGUUUUUUCUCACUUCGCUUGGUCCCUUUUCUUUUGGAUAUAUACACGUUUUUGGUUCCUGCAUCUUGCAACCUCUUUUCAUUAUGUGGUCAUACGAGUCCUAUGCGAACGUUGCUGAUGAUGAUCACAAGUAGUCACUUAAGAUAUGCUUAGCAAUAGCUGGUACCUUGCUUGAUUUCUUUCCGCAACCUGAUUCCACGUUGAUCUUGAUUUUUUUUCUCGAUCUUGAUCUUGCUCGGAUUGUUCGAGAUAAAAUAAAAUGUGAUUGGGUUUUUGAUAUCAGAUGAAAGCACCACUUCCUCCUUGACUGCUUGAACUGAAUGGAUAUUUCUCAAUGUAUGAACAAAAGGUACAAACAGAUUGAGGUAAUUGUCAAUUGUUAAGCAGCUAUUGCCAAACUAUAAGCUGGCCACUCCGAGUUCAAAACUAACGUGUCA